AUGACAGUUGAUCUAGAUCAAUACCUCAAGCCAGGCAAGGAUCACUACAUAGCUUUGGGCCUUGAAGGAUCAGCAAAUAAGCUAGGUGUCGGAGUAAUCAAGCAUUCAAAGGGUCAAUUGUCUCCUUCUAAUCGAGCUGAAGUAUUAUCAAACAUCAGAGACACUUAUAUAACGCCUCCUGGGGAAGGAUUUCUUCCACGGGACACAGCAAGACAUCAUCGUAAUUGGGUAGUUCGAGUAAUAAAGAAAGCUUUAGCCACGGCAAAGAUCAAGGGGUCAGAUAUUGAUGUUAUUUGUUUUACUCAAGGUCCAGGAAUGGGAGCACCAUUACAGAGUGUGGUGAUAGCAGCAAGAACAUUGGCGCAGUUAUGGGAUUUGCCGUUAGUAGGUGUCAAUCACUGUGUUGGUCAUAUCGAGAUGGGACGUGAAAUCACUGGCGCAAACAAUCCAGUGGUGUUGUAUGUAAGUGGUGGGAAUACUCAAGUCAUUGCUUACUCCAAACAACGAUAUAGGAUAUUUGGUGAAACUUUGGAUAUUGCCAUUGGUAACUGUCUUGACCGAUUUGCGAGAACAUUGAAAAUCCCGAAUGAGCCUGCGCCCGGAUAUAACAUAGAACAAAUGGCCAAAAAGGGGAAACAUUUGGUUAACUUGCCUUAUACUGUGAAAGGAAUGGACUUGUCCAUGUCUGGAAUUUUGGCCUAUAUCGAUGGCGUAGCCAAGGACCUAUUCAGUCAAAAGCAAAGCAAGACCCUUGUUGAUGAAGAAACUGGGGAACCAAUCACUGCUGAAGAUUUGUGUUUCUCUUUACAAGAGAUCCUAUUUAGCAUGUUGGUGGAAAUAACUGAACGCGCAUUAGCCCAUGUCGAUAGCAAUCAAGUACUAAUCGUUGGUGGUGUUGGGUCCAACGAGCGAUUGCAAGAGAUGAUGAAGUUGAUGAUUGAAGAUCGUAAAAAUGGACAGAUUUUUGCUACUGAUGAACGAUUUUGUAUUGACAAUGGUAUCAUGAUAGCGCAUGCUGGAUUGUUGCAGUAUCGAACAGGGCAAACAAAUGAGCUUAUGGAUACGGUGUGCACACAAAGAUUUAGGACAGACGAAGUGUUUGUGAAAUGGAGAGAUGAUUGA
This is a messenger RNA of Lodderomyces parapsilosis, 1122 nucleotides long. RefSeq names its product chromatin DNA-binding HSP70/DnaK family ATPase. NCBI's taxonomy places the organism in Eukaryota, Fungi, Ascomycota, Pichiomycetes, Serinales, Debaryomycetaceae. The transcript has a single exon. Gene Ontology annotation, biological process: tRNA threonylcarbamoyladenosine modification. Bases 1 to 1122 code for a protein of 373 amino acids. The record is from RefSeq and is a predicted model, not a curated record. Gene Ontology annotation, cellular component: cytoplasm; EKC/KEOPS complex.